CCCUGGGAGCUAGAGAAAAGAUCCCGGUUUCGGAGCGCACAGAGGGCCCGAGUCUGCUGCGCUAGGCAGUCUCGGGAGCGGGAGCAAGCGAUACAGCUGCUGCGAAGCCCACCCUGGACGGGGAGUGAGCUGAACUAAGGCCUGGGGAGUGGGAGAGUGGCUGUGGACGCCCAAGGGAGCAACCUCCCGGGGUCCAAGAAGUUCCCAUUGGAAAGCGAAGUUAGGCGCCAACUAAGCUACUGAGACCCGAGCAGAAAAAGUCGUAGCCGGGGCUGGGCGGCCUCGAAGAUGGCUGUACAGGCGGCUAUCCUCAGUCCCCAUCACUUCAUCCCUUUUUGCUUCCCCGGGUCUCCCGGGGCUCUAGGGAUGGACUUUGGGGACCUGGACAAGGGCUGUUGCUACGAAGAGGACGAGACUGGGGGGACCGGUGUUGCCUUGCUUGGUGAAGCUGUGGCUGCCGAGGCAGCCGGCGGCGGAGGCGGUGGCGGGGACUUCAGGGAGGCUACUCGGGACCUGCUGAGCUUCAUCGACUCGGCGUCCAGCAACAUCAAGCUGGCUCUGGACAAGCCUGUCAAGUCCAAGCGGAAGGUGAACCACCGCAAAUAUCUCCAGAAGCAGAUCAAGCGCUGCACUGGUAUGAUGACCUCGUCUUCGGCCUCUGCCUCGGGCCCUGCCCCGUCCGUCUCUCCGUCCCCUGGCUCCGCAGCUGCUGUCCCGGCUGGGGCUCCCGAGGUGCCCCCGAAGCGACUGCCUGCCGCCUCCCCCACAACCCCAGGUCCUCAGGGCAAAGCGCCCCCGAAGCGGGAGGGCUCCCAAGCGGCCGCCAGUCUGCAGAGCAAGAGCCUGGCUGCCCUCUUCGAGUCUUUGCACCAGGUUCGAGGCAACGGUGGUGAAAAAGGAGGAGCCGGAACCUUGGCUACGGUGGCUGGAGGAGGAGGUGGAGGCGGCGGCGUGGGAGCCGAAGGAGGAGGUUCAGUUGUGGCAGCAGCUGGGGCCGGUGGGGGCAAGAAAGUCCCUCUGAGGAAUCGAAAUCUACCCCCGUCCUUCUUCACCGAACCGUCUAGGGCAGGUGGAUGCGGCCCGUCGGGGGGCGGUGUGACCCUUCGCGAGCUGGAGAAAGGCGGCGAGGCGGUAGAGUUUUUCGAGCUGUUGAGCCCAGAUUACUGUACGGGAGGAGAGGUUGGGGGGUUACUGCCCUCCGAGCCUCUCGACUUGUUCCCAGCUGCCGUGCGGGCCCCCCAGGAGCUGGAACACAUCGUAUACGAUCCGCACCCCACCGUGGUAGCAGGCUUGCUAUAUUCAGAGCCGUGGAGCACCCAGUGCCCCCCAGCCAAGAAGCCUGUCCCUGCUUCCAAUCGUGGGGGCGGCGGCUUGACCUUGAACGAAACUUUGCGCGCCUUGUACCCCGGCACCUCAGACUCCGCUGCUUCCAGUCUGGGCUCCCCUGGGGGAGAGGACACCGCGGGCCACCUGACGCCUUUCUCCCAGUUCUUCCCUGACUGUGCCCUGCCAACCCCACCUCCUCCCCACCAGAUGCCUUAUGAUUACGGGGUGGGGUACAGCCGGGUCGCUUAUUCUGGGCUUUAGAGAAUGGACUCUGGAGAGAGGGGGCAUCCUUGAAGGAGAAAUUGUGUAACAUGAACUCCAUUGUAUGUACUCGUAACUCGGCCGUGGGCGAAACGGCGCGGCUCUCCCUUCUAAGCUGAAAGAUCGAUUAAAAAGUAGACGUGACAAUGAAA
This is a messenger RNA of Vombatus ursinus (common wombat), 1739 nucleotides long. RefSeq names its product family with sequence similarity 181 member B (gene FAM181B). The transcript has a single exon. NCBI's taxonomy places the organism in Eukaryota, Metazoa, Chordata, Mammalia, Diprotodontia, Vombatidae. The record is from RefSeq and is a predicted model, not a curated record. Bases 289 to 1587 code for a protein of 432 amino acids.